Sphaeramia orbicularis (orbiculate cardinalfish) is the source of this 9222-nucleotide messenger RNA. RefSeq names its product CREB binding lysine acetyltransferase b (gene crebbpb). NCBI's taxonomy places the organism in Eukaryota, Metazoa, Chordata, Actinopteri, Kurtiformes, Apogonidae. The transcript is spliced from 31 exons. The coding region runs from base 785 to 8221 and encodes 2478 amino acids. Gene Ontology annotation, molecular function: chromatin DNA binding; histone acetyltransferase activity; transcription coactivator activity. Gene Ontology annotation, cellular component: nucleus; histone acetyltransferase complex; transcription regulator complex. The record is from RefSeq and is a predicted model, not a curated record. Gene Ontology annotation, biological process: positive regulation of transcription by RNA polymerase II.
AAUCAACAGCCGCCAUCUUGACGCGGCUCAGAAUCGGGAUUUCGGGGGGAGCAUUAAUUUUAAAAACCGAUCGGAGCUGUCCAGACGGGGCUCAAACGCCUUUUUUCGUGCAGUAAAUCGAAGCGUUAGUUCUUCCGAUGAGAUUUAAUGCAAACAUGUGAGGGUUAUAUGGGUUUUUAUCGUCUCGAAAGCCCACUGUAUAUUUGAUUUCCCUUUUAGAGAGCGCCGCUUCUCGCCGUAUCUCCGUCCCGAGACGCUGUAUUUACUGGGAGACAGCGACGAGAAAAAUAAUCCGCCUCAUAGAAAAUAUUUGUUGAAUUUUGCUCUUUUUAUUUAAGGCCAAGAGAUAUUUUAUGGCUGUUCGUUUUGACUGCGAAAAAAAUGAUUCUGUACAGACGUGAAACCGGCGAUCUACGGAGAAAGAGAUUUGCUUACGGUUUGUGUAAUAUUUUAUGAUUGAUUUUUAUUUAUUUUUCUCGAACUGAAAUAAUUUUUGGACGUAAUUAUUGAGGAUAAUUAUGUGGGUGUUGGGUGUUGGAUUAUCAUGGGGUGAUCUUCGGCGGCGGAGCGUGGCGCUGUUGCCCUUCUUUUGAGACAUUUUUCUCCAGGCAGCAUUUCGCCAGUCUUCCCAGUCAAAAAAAAAAAAAAAAAAACACAUUAAAUCGCUCCUUUACGCGUAACGUUACGAAAAGUUACUAGUUACUACGAGUCAGAGGUCGACAAGUUGGACCGAUCCGGUUGUGUUUUUUCCUCCAUCAUCGUUCACUCAUAAUUGACGACCAGGAUGGCUGACAAUCUGCUGGAUGUCGGACCCCCCACUGCAAAGCGACCCAAGCUGAAUUCACCUCUCUCAGGAUCAGAUGGCCCAGAUCUUGUGUCUCUGUUUGACCUGGAAAAUGACCUUCCAGAUGAGCUCAUCCCAAAUGGAGACUUGUCCCAGAUGGGAAUGUCCUCUAAUGGUGGCUCAGGCGGUGGAGGGGGUCCUGGUCUCAACUCUAUCGUCCCUGAUGCAGCAGCCAAACACAAGCAGCUAUCUGAGCUACUACGACCAGGAAGCUCAUCCAUCUUGGGAGGUGGUCUCAACUCUGCCAGCCCCCAGCAAGGAGGCAUGGUUGGAAGCCAGCUAGGUGCUGUGCUUGGUAAAAGUCCACUAGGACAGGGUUCUCCGAAUCACCAAUCUCCCCAAUCUCAGAAGGGAGGUGCUGCUACAGGACAAGGCAAUGGGGGCCCAGCCAUGGGCUUCAAUCAGGCCAUGUUGAACAGUGGGCAAGGUCAUGGAGUGCUGGGCCAGCCAGGACAGGUGAUGAAUGGGGCUCUUGGACCUGCAGGCCGGGGGAGGCCGGGUCCCGGUAUGCAGUACCAGGGCCAAGGCAUGCAGGGGACACAAGUUGGUGCUGGACCUGGUGUUGGAGGCAGUGUGCUGGCUGAGACACUGACCCAAGGAGGGCCACAGUUGGGUGCACACAAUGCGUUGAAUGCUCAGCAAGCUGGAAACAUGAAUAAGAUGGGGAUGUCAGGAGCUCCAUUUGGCCAGCAGUAUGGACAGGCUGGGGUGCAGCAGAUGGGGGCAGCAGGGGUCAAUGCCCAACAGCUCCAGAACAAGACAGCUCUUACCAACAACCUGCCCCAGUUCCCUGCAGAGCUGAAAGGAACUGGGAAUGUGCCAAACAUGUCUCAGAUGCAGCAGCAGGUAGCAUCAGUGGGUAUGGUCCCUGGGGCUGGUGGUGGAGUAUCAGCAGGUCCAACAGCCGACCCUGAGAAGCGCAAACUCAUUCAGCAGCAGCUGGUCCUGCUGCUCCACGCACACAAGUGCCAGCGGCGGGAGCAGGCCAACGGGGAGGUGAGGGCCUGCACUCUGCCCCACUGCCGUACCAUGAAGAACGUCCUCAACCACAUGACCCACUGCCAGGCCGGCAAGUCCUGCCAGGUGGCUCACUGUGCAUCAUCCAGACAGAUCAUCUCCCACUGGAAGAACUGUACACGGCACGACUGUCCAGUCUGCUUGCCUUUGAAGAAUGCUAGUGACAAGAGGAACCAACAGCCUAUGCUUAGUUCUCCGGGUGCCGGUCUGCAGAACACCAUCAGCAGUGUGGGUCCUGGUCAGCCCAGUGCCACAGCCAUAAACAGCGCUGCCACACACAUCGACCCCAGCUCCAUGCAGAGGGCCUAUGCAGCCCUGGGCCUGCCGUAUGGGAACCAGUCCCCUGCUCAGGUUCAAGGGCAAAACCAGGGCCAGGGACCUGCACAGCAAAACCCCCAGGGUCCCCAGCACCCGCAGCUGCGUACGAUGAACCCUCUAGGCUCUAAUCAGAUGAACCAGAUGGCAGGAGGCAUGGGUGUCCCUACUUCAGAUCAGACUGGGAUGCACUCUGACUCCUCCCUGCCCUCUUCACUCAACAAUCAGCUGAUGCCAGAUGGGUCAGUAGCAGGAGGCAUGGGAAACCUGCCAACUGCCACCCCUCUUUCUGCAAGUGGGGUAAGGAAGGCCUGGCAUGAACACGUCACUCAGGACCUGCGCACCCACCUGGUGCACAAACUUGUACAAGCCAUAUUCCCCACCCCAGAUCCUGCAGCGCUGAAGGACCGGCGAAUGGAGAACUUGGUGGCAUAUGCACGCAAGGUGGAGGGUGACAUGUAUGAGUCGGCUAACAGCAGGGAUGAGUAUUACCACUUCCUGGCAGAGAAGAUCUACAAGAUCCAGAAGGAACUGGAGGAGAAGAGGCGCUCACGGCUUCAGAAACAGCCUGGUAUGGUGGGCACAGCUGGGCCUCAGCAGCCUGGAAUGGCUCAGCCCAACACUAUGGGCCAAGGACAGGCUGUCCGACCUCCCAAUGGACCUGUGCCUAUGCCCAACAUGCCAAAUCAGAUAAUGAACCGUAUGCAGGUGCCCCAAGGAAUCAAUCAGUUUAACCCAAUGGCAAUGCAGAACACGCAGAUGUCUCAGGCACCCAUGGGAGCACGUGCUCCCUCCCCCAUGAACCAUCCACAACAGAUGAACAUGAGCUCCGUCCCAGCGAUGGGCAUGUCCCCGUCAAGGAUGCCUCAAACUCAAGGAAUAAUGGGUAGUCAUGCUAAUAAUAUGGUAGCUCAGCCAACCAACCAGGGCCAGUUUCUGCAACAAGGCCAGUUCCCUUCAGCCCCAGGUGGAUCAAUGAAUGUGAAUGUAGGCCUGGGCCAAUCAUUACCUAAAGCUGGUGUCACACAGCAGCCACAAAACUCUAACCUUCCCCUGACUGCACUGGGCUCUCUCAGCUCCCAGCUGCCCUGUGGCACUGGAGCCCAGCCCACCCUGGGUACCACCCCUCCACCCAAUGCCUCUGCCAACCUGCAGCCACAGCAACAACAGCAGCAACAGCAGCAGCAGCAGCAGCAGCAACAGAUACAACACCAUGCUCCUGUGCAAGCCCAGGUGCCACCCCAGCCCACUACCCCUGUCUCAACAGGUGGGCCCUCUUCGACUCCAACUCACAUACCUGGCAGCCUCCCUGGCCCUCCCUCAGCUAUGAGUACACCUCCUGACCCAUCCCAGCCGCUCACACCCCUGCAGCCCCAGCCUGAACCCCCCAACCAGAUACAGCAGCCCACUUCAGUGCAGGCACAGCACCCCAGCACGCCGAUGUCCCAGGCAGCAGCCAGCAUAGAUAACAGAGUUCCCACCCCAGGCUCUGUGGCUGAGCUGAGCUCACAGCAGGCCUUGCCUGACAUGAGCAGCACUGAAGCCAAACCUGAAAUAAAAUCUGAAGAAGAUGACAGCAACUCGGGCAAGAAGCAGACGGACAUAAAAAUGGAGGAUGAAGAUACCAAACCCCCACUGGUGAAGAAAGAGGAGCCAGAUGCAGCAGAGCCAAAGCAAGAACCAAUGGAAACUGAGGAGAAAAAGCCGGAGAUGAAGGCAGAACCCAAAGAAGAGGAGGAUGGUGGGGCCAACAGCACAUCAACAACCUCCACCGCUCAGGCUCGCAAAAAAGUCUUUAAGCCAGAGGAGCUGAGACAAGCCCUGAUGCCAACACUUGAGGCCCUGUACAGGCAAGACCCAGAGUCUUUGCCCUUCAGACAACCUGUAGACCCGAUGCUUCUUGGCAUCCCUGACUACUUUGAGAUAGUGAAGAAUCCUAUUGACCUAUCUACCAUCAAACGGAAGCUGGAUACUGGUCAGUACCAGGAGCCAUGGCAGUAUGUGGAUGAUGUGUGGCUCAUGUUCAACAAUGCCUGGUUGUACAACCGCAAAACAUCCCGUGUUUACAAAUACUGCACCAAACUGGCAGAGGUUUUCGAGUCAGAGAUUGAUCCCGUCAUGCAGGGCUUGGGCUAUUGCUGCGGAAGAAAGUACGAGUUCUCGCCACAGACACUGUGUUGCUACGGCAAACAGCUGUGUACGAUCUCUAGGGAUGGCACAUACUACAGCUACCAGAACAGUUCACCCAAAUAUGGCCUUAUUGCCGACAGGUAUCACUUCUGUGAGAAGUGCUUCAACGAGAUCCAGGGCAACAGUGUGACCCUGGGGGAUGACCCUGCACAGCCGCAGACCAUGAUUUCAAAAGAUCAGUUUGAAAAGAAGAAAAAUGACAUGUUGGAUCCUGAGCCGUUUGUUGAAUGUAAAGACUGUGGAAGGAAGAUGCAUCAGAUCUGUGUGCUGCACUAUGACGUCAUUUGGCCAUCAGGCUUUAUCUGUGACAACUGUCUCAAGAAGUCUGCAAAAACAAGAAAGGAGAACAAGUUCUCAGCCAGAAGGUUGCAGUCUACAAGGUUAGGGACCUACAUUGAAGACAGAGUGAAUAAAUACUUGAAAAGGCAAAACCAUCCAGAGGCUGGAGAAGUGUUUGUGCGAGUUGUGGCCAGCUCUGACAAAACUGUGGAUAUAAAGCCUGGCAUGAAGUCUAGGUUUGUAGACUCAGGCGAAAUGGUGGAGAGCUUCCCUUACAGAACCAAAGCACUUUUUGCAUUUGAAGAAAUAGAUGGAGUUGACGUCUGUUUCUUUGGUAUGCACGUCCAGGAGUACGGCUCUGAGUGCCCCUUUCCAAAUACAAGACGGGUUUACAUAUCAUACCUCGACAGUAUUCAUUUCUUCAGACCACGUUUGCUAAGGACUGCAGUGUACCAUGAGAUCUUAAUAGGCUACCUGGAGUAUGUGAAGAAACUGGGGUAUGUGAUGGGUCACAUCUGGGCCUGCCCGCCCAGUGAAGGAGACGACUACAUUUUCCACUGCCAUCCUCCUGAUCAGAAGAUCCCCAAGCCCAAGAGGUUACAGGAGUGGUACAGAAAGAUGCUGGAUAAAGCUUUCGCUGAGAGGAUCAUACAUGAUUAUAAGGACAUUUUCAAGCAAGCAACAGAAGACAGGCUGACUAGUGCUUAUGAGCUGCCGUACUUUGAGGGUGACUUUUGGCCCAAUGUACUGGAGGAGAGCAUCAAGGAGCUGGAGCAGGAGGAGGAGGAGAGGAAAAAGGAGGAAAACACGGCCUCCUCUGAGACUACAGAGGGAGCCCACACUGACAGCAAGAAUGCCAAAAAGAAGAAUAACAAAAAAACCAACAAAAACAAGAGCAGCGUCAGCAGAGCCAACAAGAAAAAGCCUGGGAUGCCGAAUGUAGCCAAUGAUCUGUCCCAGAAGCUCUACGCCACGAUGGAGAAACAUAAGGAGGUAUUUUUUGUUAUUCACCUCCAUGCUGGGCCAGUCAUUAACACCCUUCCUCCUAUCAUGGAUCCCGACCCUCUGUUGACCUGUGACCUUAUGGAUGGUCGUGAUGCCUUUCUGACUUUGGCCAGGGACAAGCACUGGGAGUUUAGCUCACUGAGAAGAUGCAAAUGGAGCACGAUGUGCAUGUUGGUGGAGCUCCACAACCAGGGCCAGGACCGCUUUGUGUACACUUGCAACGAGUGCAAGCACCAUGUGGAGACUCGCUGGCACUGCACUGUCUGUGAGGACUAUGACCUAUGCAUUAACUGCUACAACGCUAAGGGCCAUGAGCAUCAGAUGGUGAAGUGGGGUCUUGGUAUAGAUGAUGACAGCAACGGCCAGGGUGGAGAGGCCUCCAAGAGCCCACAGGAGAGCCGACGUCUCAGCAUUCAGCGCUGUAUCCAGUCCUUGGUCCACGCCUGUCAGUGCCGCAAUGCCAACUGCUCUCUGCCAUCAUGUCAGAAGAUGAAGAGAGUGGUUCAGCAUACCAAGGGCUGCAAACGCAAGACCAAUGGUGGCUGUCCUGUGUGCAAGCAGCUCAUUGCUUUAUGUUGCUAUCACGCCAAGCACUGUCAGGAGAACAAGUGUCCCGUUCCCUUCUGUCUCAACAUUAAGCACAAACUCCGUCAGCAGCAGCUGCAGCAUAGGCUCCAACAGGCUCAGAUGAUGCGCCGCAGAAUGGCAACGAUGGCUGGACGGGGUAUGCCUCUGCCGUCUCCACCUACCUCAGCUGCCCCCGACACCCCCAACUCUGGGCAGCAGCCUAAUACACCCCAGACCCCCCAGCCCUUGCCUAACCAGCCCCAACAACAACAACCACCAAACCCUGUCAACAUCACCCAAGGCUUCCCCAACAAUGGACGCAGCAGCCAGCCUCCCACCCCUGUGCCACAGGGCAAACCCGGGCCUCAGUCAUCCCCUCUUCAUCCACAGCAGUCACCUCUGCCUAACCUGCCACACCAGCAGCAGCCUCUGCCUCAACAGCCACAGCAGCAACAGCAACAGCAGCAGCCACUGCUGGCAGCCCUGAAGGUGGCCAAACAGAUCGAGAUGGUUGCUAAGGCGAAACAACAGCAGAAUUAUGCCAUGAACGGAAUGCCCAUGAACCACCCACGAAUGAUGGGGCCCAUGCAAGGCCAGAUGCAAAUGAUGCAGGGGCCACGGUGCCCUCAGGUGAUGCAGGCUAUGCAGCAAGGACAGUGGGGUCCAGGGAUGCAGAAUCCCAUGCAGAAUCCCCAGGGCCAUCAGCCACAGGUCCAAUCUCAACAGGGCCCAAUGGCUCCUCAGCAGGCUCAGGGAAACCCCAUGCCCCAGCAAGGUCAGCUCAUGCAGAGGCCCAUGAUGCCUCAGCAGCAGGGUCUCCAAAUGCCUGGCGUCAUGCCUCCCCAGGGGCCCUCGCCACAGGGCAUGACACCACAGCAGCAGAACAUGCCUCGGGGGAUCCCUGGUAACAUUGCUCCGAGCGCCUUGCAGGAAUUACUGCGCACCCUUAAAUCUCCUAGCUCCCCCCAGCAGCAGCAGCAGGUCCUCAAUAUCCUCAAGUCAAACCCCCACCUCAUGGCGGCUUUCAUUAAACAGAGGACAGCUAAGUACCAGGCCAACCAGCCCCAACAGCCGCAGCCACAGCAGGCUCAGCAGCAGCAGAACCCUCAGGCCAUGCUGGGGUCCCAGGCUGGAAUGCAGGCCAUGGCAGCAAUGGCGAAUCAGGUGCAGAGGCCAGGGAUGGCACCUCAGCAGCAGCCUCCACAACAACAACCAGGGCCUCAGGGCAUGGCACCCAUGGGCCCCCAAGGCCAGAUGAUGAAUGCUGCUCAAAAUGGCAAUCCCCAGCUGUACCGCAGACAGCUGCUCCGAAUGCAACAGAUGCAGCAGCAGCAGCAGCAGCAGCAGGGAGGAAUGCCUCAGGCCCAUGGUCAGUUCCCCCAGCAGCAGCCAGGGCCAGCUAGCUAUUCCCAGCUUCGUAUGCAGCAGCAAAUGGCUAUGCAAGGGGGUGGGGGGCCCAUGGGCCAGUUGCCUCCCACAUCCCAAAUGGGCCAACCUGGUAUGGGUAUGGAUGGAUCUCAGAACCUCCUCCAACAGCGCAUGCUUCAGCAGCAGCAACAGCAGCAGCAGAUGCUGAAGCAGCAGAUGGGCUCUCCAGCACAGGCUAAUUCAAUGAGUCCACAGCCUCACAUGCUUCAAGGCCAAGCCCAAGGAGGAGCUCACUUACCAGGCCAAACGAUGGCGAACACCCUAGGAAACCAAGUACGCUCCCCAGCCCCAGUGCAAUCACCCCGUCCCCCCUCGCAGCAGCCCCCUCAUUCCAGUCCUUCCCCACGGAUACAGCCGCAGCCCUCACCUCAGCAUGGUGCCCUCCACUCCAGCUCUCCACACCCUAGCCUCGGAGGCCCCAUGUCAGGCGCCAUGGAGCAGGGACACAUGGGUACACCAGAGCAGAGUGCCAUGCUCCCGCAACUUAACACGCCAAACCGGGGAUUGAGUAAUGACAUGAGUAUUGUGGGUGACACGACAGGAGACACGCUGGAGAAAUUUGUUGAAGGAUUGUAGCAUUUUGUGACAGAAGAAAGGCCUUUUUCUGUUAUCAGCUGAGAAUCUUUUGUAUUCGCAGAUGUAAAAAGCUCAAAUGAAUACAAAGAAAUGAGCCCUACAAGGCCUAUGGACUAUGAACAUUUCCUUAAAUCAAAGGACUGCUUUUUCUUCCAACACAGAGUGAUUUAAUAAUUGCUGUUAAAAAGAAGACAACAAAGACAAAGAAUAUAUUUUUGGUUCUGACCAGCCUUGCAAGAAUUUGCUCUGGUCUUUGUGUUUUAAUUUGUUUUUCAUUUGUUAUGCUAUGGUAUUGACUUUUUUAACAAAAUUUCUCAAAACAAAAAAAUUUUCAUUUUAUGAUUCAAUUUUUUUUUUAUUUUGUACCUUGCAAAGUAAUAUCUUAUUUGCGUUGAGAAGACUGUAAAAUUAUUUGUCUGGAAAUCUUUUGCCAGGUUUCACCUCUUGCUCAGUUUGUCCGUUCCUGGCUAAUUUAUUCUAAUAUGCCAUUUUUCAAAAGGACUGCCUUUGGGAAAGCCUUAAUUUCUUUCCUGUUGCAGAGUCUAUGGGAGAUUAACGUAUUUGUAUAGAUUUAGGAACUAUUGCACACACCCAAACACAACAUGCAGGUAUAAGAGAAACCUGCAUCGAAGCUUGUUAAUGUUCACAGGUGCCGGAAUGUUGUUUUUUACUGGCCUGGGCCCAGUAUUUGUCUUGCAGAUGUUAAAAAUUGCUUUGUCUCUUCUUCGGUCUAAAGAAAUUCUCCUUAAGUCCUGAACCUCUUUUUGCCUGUGGUGGGAAUUAACUUGUUUGACUGCUGAUUUGUGUUCAGAGAGUUUUGUGCAUCAUUUUCUCUCUUGCAUUAAACUUGAAUUGAUGAACUGUUCUCUAAUGUAAGUCAUGCAGCUAGACAGUACUGUAAAUAUGCAGAAAAUAAGAAUGAAAUCACUGUACAAACUGGUUCAAAUGGCUCAUUUCGUACUUAUAUACCAUAUUGUUAAAUAAACCUGUGUGCCACAGAA